GUCGCCAACCACAGCAAGUUGAAGCAAGGUUACUCCUGCAGACUGCGAGAUCUCACUCGACUCUGGAGAUCGCCGAUGUACCAUGGCACGCGGAUACUCCGGGCGAGACUUUGCGGUUGUCUUCUUGCUGUUUACAGUCAGUGUUCCUCAUCUUGAUGCAGCAAGCCAGGGUGUGGACCAGGAACUGUCUGAGAUCCUAAAUGAGCUGUGGAAGUUAGAUGUUAACCGCCUGAAGCCUGGGACUGAUUACACUAUCUCUAUACAGGGAAAAGCUGGCUAUGUCUCCCAGGGCAGUAACAGUGCCAGGGACCAUGCCCAUUCUCCACUCUUUUCGUAUGUCAACGAGGACAGACUGAAGAACCUGAAGACCUACAAUCACUUCAUGAAGUUGCUGGACAACUAUGAGACGUCCACUGGCGUGUCAGAGCUGGUUACCCCAGAGGAGCAGGCAGAGAAUUACCGCUUCCUGGACUCUAUCCUGGAGACAGAGGUCAUGAAGCGUGCUCACAGGUACCUGGUCAGCAAGGGGAAGUCGCGGUCAGACAUGCGUCUUUUUAAGAACCAGCUCUACGACAUCUGGUUCCGCCUCUACCACCGAGACAGGAGUGGAGGUGAGGACUCCUGUGGGUUUGAGCAUGUCUUUGUCGGUGAAACAAAGUACGGUACAGAGAUCCUGGGCUUCCACAACUGGGUCCAGUUCUACCUGCAGGAGAAACAGAACCACCUGGACUACAAGGGCUACAAAGCCAGGGAUGCGCCUAGUGGCAAUGACCACGUCCUGAACGUUCAGUUCAGCUGGAACGGCUUGGUCAAGCCCGUGGGCAGCUGCUUUAUCGGUGUGAGUCCCGAGUUCGAGGUAGCCCUCUUCACCAUCGUCUUCCUCAAGUCCACGGAGAGGACGACCCACGCUGUGGCGAAUGUGGACAAGUACCAGCUGGAGUUGGUAGUGUACCGCCACGGCCGGUCCAUUGGGACUUCCUACCCAAAACUCCUUCUCAGCAACAGCAAGAAUGUGUAAAGGCCUCCAGUCAUUGAUCCUGGACCAGUUUCAGCAUUUUAGACCAUGUUGUUGGGGUCACUGAUCCGUUGCAUUACAGGUUUGUUAUUGAUCUUCAUUCACUUCCAUGGGUGUGAGAAACACCACUAUACCACUGAGAAACACCGCUAUACUACAUCAAGGAACAAGUGUUGACUACAUUACAAUACAUUACAUUACAUGCAUUUAGCAGACACUCUUAUCCAGAGGACUUCCAGCACAA
Megalops cyprinoides (Indo-Pacific tarpon) is the source of this 1259-nucleotide messenger RNA. Its product is annotated as poly(U)-specific endoribonuclease-C-like. The record is from RefSeq and is a predicted model, not a curated record. The transcript is spliced from 8 exons. Gene Ontology annotation, molecular function: RNA endonuclease activity. The coding region runs from base 83 to 1018 and encodes 311 amino acids. NCBI's taxonomy places the organism in Eukaryota, Metazoa, Chordata, Actinopteri, Elopiformes, Megalopidae.